CACCCUUUCCGACUGCGUCGAGCUGACUCAGAUGGUGCCCAUCCUGGUUGUGAGCGCGAAGAACUCCCUGGAGAACCUGCAAACCGGUGAAAGCAAGCCGGAGUUCGAGUGGAACGUCUUCGAGGACCUUUUGAUCAAUGCUGCGGGGCUCAAGCGUGACAUCGUCCAGCAGAGCAAGGUGCGUCGCGCGGCCUUCAUCCAGGAUCUGCUUCAGGCGAACAUCGGCGCGCUGCCGGAGGAGGCCUGGCCGUACAACGCGCAGU
This is a messenger RNA of Symbiodinium sp. CCMP2592, 263 nucleotides long. Lineage: Eukaryota; Dinophyceae; Suessiales; Symbiodiniaceae. The record is from the annotation of a GenBank genome assembly.